CCUUCACUUUUCUAGUAUAAAUACUAGAAGGUUGGGACAUAUCAUGUAUCUUCAAACCCUUAGGAGAGAUGGCUAGGAAGAAGGUUAAGCUUCAGUGGAUUGUGGAUAAUGCUGCUCGUAAGGCCACAUAUAAGAAGAGAGUGAAGGGUCUUAUGAAAAAAGUAAGAGAUCUCAGCAUUUUGUGCGGCGUUGAUGCGUGUGUAAUCACGUACAGCCCAUACCAUCCAGAGCCCCAAGUUUGGCCUUCCCCGAUUGAGGUCGAACAAGUCAUUGCUGCGUUUAGGAGCCGGCCGGAGAAUGACCAAACCAAGAAGGUCAUGAACCAAGAAAAUUUCACCUGGCAGAGGAUAUUCAAAGCGAGGGAUGAAGUGGUGAAGCAGCAGAUGAAGAACAGAAAAAAGGAGAUCGAAAACCUAAGGAUCCAGUGCUUGGGUGGUAGGCUGCUGGAGGGUUUAGAGAGUAAAGACCUCCCAGAUUUAACGUGGGCCAUUGACAAUCAGUUGGAGGCAGUGAAGAACAGGACGGUUCUCGAUCCCUGGCCCCAAGUAGCAGCUGACACGAGGGGCAGUGCUAAUAAUACUGGUACUGGUAUUGGAAAUGUUCCUGCUGUGGGUGCUUUUGCUAGUAUUGAUGGUGUUUCUCAUGUUGGUUCUGCCUCGGGUGUUCCUCUUUCUGUUAUUGGUGCUGUUGGUGGUACCAAUGCCGCUGCUGCGCAGACAAGUUUCGAUCUUGCCAUUGACGCUCUAAACAAUCCUCUAAUUAGAGAACAAAACCAAAACCAAAACAUGGGCAAUGCAUUGGGAGAUCCACUGGACUAUGACGUCUAUGAUUUCUGGCGCAAUCCCUACAUUCUCUGAAACUUUCUUGGUUGUGGUUUCAGGUGGCGAGUCAAGCAGGCAGGCCUGGAUCAGCCAUGGAGUGCUUCUUCUCUUGUUUCAAUUCAUAUUUGACCUAUCUGUUUGAUUGAAACUCUCCAAAAUAAUAAGAAUAAGGUC
Molecule: messenger RNA, 995 nt
Organism: Vitis vinifera (wine grape)
Lineage: Eukaryota; Viridiplantae; Streptophyta; Magnoliopsida; Vitales; Vitaceae
Product: agamous-like MADS-box protein AGL80
Exons: 1
Coding region: 69-857 (262 amino acids)
Biological process (GO): positive regulation of transcription by RNA polymerase II
Molecular function (GO): RNA polymerase II cis-regulatory region sequence-specific DNA binding; protein dimerization activity; DNA-binding transcription factor activity, RNA polymerase II-specific
Source: RefSeq, a predicted model, not a curated record